AUGGCUGCGAAAACUGCCCAAAUGCCAGAAGCAUUUAAUAUGUCAACAGCAGCUAAUAACAAUGCCAGUCUGCAAAUUUCUCUUCCUCAAAUGCUCGAUCUUGCUCUCGGAGCACCAGAAAUUGGCGCGGUUAAUUUUAAUAUUCUUCAUCAUUUUCUCCAUAUCUUGUUGCAACAAAUAAAUUUGCAGGCUGCCACAGUUGAAUUUCAUGGUGAAAACGCAGAUCGUAUUAAAAGGAUGAUAACAUCUGCGACGACGAAACCAGAAGUAAUACAUCGAGUUCGAAGAGACGAUGGUGAAGACGCUGAUGUACUUACAGAAGAUAUUCAAGUGCCUACAGAAAUAGUUUUUAAAGUGACGGAAGAUGUAAAACCACAAAUAGAUUUUGAAGAAGUCCCUGAAGCUCAGAUGGUUGUAUCUGUCGUAAAUAAUUCUACUCUAACGGUAUCACGGUUUAAAGAGCUCGAACAAUCUGUAAAACAGUUGCAAGAUCGGUAUCAAGUUUUGGAAGACUUGUCUACGUCUCCGGAAAUCGAACGUUUAAAAGAUCGAAUCGCAGAUCCUGCCGCGGAUAUAUGGCAAUUUAUUAACAUCAAUAAAAGAUUGGACGCUAAUGAACAAGGUAUCGAUAAGCUUACAGCGAUGGUAGAUGUGAUCAAAGGUGAUACUGGCAUAGUAACAGCAGAUACAUCUUUGAUUAAUACAAGAUUGGAUGAACUCGAAGAUAAGGUCUUCAAGAUGGAGCAAUGGCUUACCAAUUUGCAAGCAGUUAUCGAUAUGUUAACCGAAGAUGUAGCCGCGGCAACUGCUGAUAUAAUAGCAAAAGAAAAAGAAGCAAUAGAAGCAAAAGAAGAAGAAGAAAAAAUAGAAGCAGAAGCAAUAGAAAUCAAAGAUGUUGUGAAACCAGAAAAUGAAAAAGAAGAAAUUGGGGAAGAAGUACCUAAAAUUCGUAGAGUAACACCUGAAAAGCUCGCUGUUCAAGUAGGACUUAUGAAUGGUAAUGCUAUAGAAGAAAUACGCCAAGAUGUUACUGCAUUAAAAACGGACAUAGCUCAUAUACAACAGGAACUGCAAGAUCUUAAUGAAAGAGUUCAACAAAUAAUCGAAGUUACUGAUGUUACAAACAUGGAGCAAUGCUUGGAAGCUGUGAAAACUGUAGAAACAGUCCACGGCGAAGCCUUGAACGAUGUUACCCAACGCAUAAUUGUAUUGGAAUCAGAAUUUGGACAUUUGUUAGAAAAACUAAAUAGUAUACAAGAGACUGAAAAGACAGAUAUCGCUGAGAUUAACAAUCUUAUUACAAAAAUGCAAAAAAUUGAAACGGAUAUGGAGGACAUUGGAGAAACAAUGAGCAAAUUAUUCGAAGAUAAAGAAAAAAAAGAAGCGGAUAUUAAUACAUUACUGGAACAAAUUGAAAUUUUAAAAACCGUUAAAGCAAAUAAAGAGGAGAUCGAAGAUGCUUUGGCUGACAAAGCGGAUACUAAAACUGUGAAUAGAAAGGUAUCGCACGAUCAAUUUGAUGCUGCUUGCGAUGAUCUCGCUCGUGGUCUCGAGGAAGCAAUCGACAAAUUGACAAAGCAAGAAUCGAUUUGGCAACAAGCGCUCGAUGAAGUGCAGAAUGAAAUUGCGACCAAGAUGGAUAAAGUCGAGAUGACGUCACUGAAAGAUUUUGUGGAUGACAAAUUAAAAUCGCUUCAAGAAAAAUUGAAGAUUAUGAUUGAAGCAAGACGAGAAAUAGAGGCUGCAGGAACGAAGAAGCUGCUUAAAGAUGUUCAAUGUAUAUCGUGCGACAAGGAUGUUGUAAUGAAGACAGAAGAGGUCGAUAGAUUUCGACAAGAGCCAUUUCCUUGCACUAUCAGCAUGAAACCCUAUCUCACAUAUGAGUUGGAUCAAGUUAGAAAACAACAGAAAAGAUUGCCUUACAGCAGAAAUCUGAUCCAAUUUGAGGCAGCAGUGCAAGAGGAGGCAAAGAAGAUGAAAACAAAGGAGGAGACGCUUGCGAAGAGUCCCAGAGAUCAUCUCUGUAAUCGAUACUGCGGUGGGAGUCACACAGUCACGACUCCUCAGCAAAGAAUCAUGCGGUCGGGUCAUUUUCUUUCUCAAUGGGGACCCGAGACGAUACAAUUGACGGACGGUUUGAUAAAAGGAAAAGACGGUCAAAUGUAUCGCAGUCGGCCCAUAUCGGGUAAAAUGGAUAUUUGCGGUCCAAGUUGUUGGGAAGGUCAAUUUAUCGAGGAAACUGAUCUCUCGGUGAAUGUCAACUAUUCAUCAUAA
Molecule: messenger RNA, 2274 nt
Organism: Atta colombica
Lineage: Eukaryota; Metazoa; Arthropoda; Insecta; Hymenoptera; Formicidae
Product: glutamine-rich protein 2-like
Exons: 12
Coding region: 1-2274 (757 amino acids)
Source: RefSeq, a predicted model, not a curated record